Lactuca sativa (garden lettuce) is the source of this 561-nucleotide messenger RNA. Lineage: Eukaryota; Viridiplantae; Streptophyta; Magnoliopsida; Asterales; Asteraceae. The record is from RefSeq and is a predicted model, not a curated record.
AUGAACCGUGGAGAAUACCGUUCAAAACAUCAAGUGUACUCCAAAUGGGGGAAGAUGAACAAAGAAGUCAUGUUGUUUAAUGACUUGUGGAAAAACAUGAAACGUCAAUGGAAAAGUGGAGAAAACGAUGAAGUGAUUUUGAAGAAAGCGUUGAAAGUCAAAACAUCUGACGAGCAUAUCGACAGUGGGUCAAAACGCAGCAGAACAUCUGAGUCUGACCACACUACAUCAGAUGCUCGUGUUCAAUUUGAUCUGAAUGAAGAUGAACCUGUUCCAGUUUCACCACCUUCCCGACCAUUGGGAAGAGACAAAUCAAAAAGCAAAGACAAAGACAAAGCGUCAGAUUCAGAUGAUUUGAAAGAAAUGAGAUCCAACAUGAAAGGUAUAAAAGACAGAAUAGACAAGAUUUUGAAAAUUGCUUCUGAAAGAGAGUUUCGGAAACAAAGGGAGAGCGACAUGCGAAUACUAGCGAUAGACACGUCGAAUAUGACCAGGGCCGAGCUUGAAGUGGUUUUGGCGAUGAAAGAGGAAGUGAAAAACCUUUACAUCAAUCGUGGCUAA